AUGUCAGAAUCUUCGAAGACGGACUGGAGUUUGGCCGACGGACAUGGCUACGUAUUUGAACGCAGUCAUAUCGCAGCUUGUCGGCUUAAUUUGCAGUAUUAUCUUUGGAAGGAAGCUCUUAACUUUGUUGUACACCACUCGGUUCAACUGUCGAAUGAGAGCGUUAUUGCAGAUAUUGCAACAGGCACCGGGGCUUGGCUUUUAGAUGUUGCUCGCGAUUUUCCGCAAGCUCAAAUUGAGGGAUUCGAUAAUGAUGUACGGCAAGCUCCUCAUGAAAGUCUGUUGCCUUCAAAUGUGUCCGUGAGGCACUGGGACAUCUUCACCGAUUUGCCAGACGAUAUGGUUGGCAAAUACGACUUUGUUCAUGUGCGGUUGCUUGUGCUAGUCCUUAACGGCAACUCACCAUCUUUUAUUCAGAAGCUGUUGAGAAUGUUGAAGCCCGGGGGAUAUUUGCAGUGGGACGAGCUGGAUUGUGUUAAUAUGCAUGUUAAAAAGCCCGACCCCAAGCUUCAAGCCUCGGCCCUAGAGCAGAUCAGAGAAAUGUCGUGGGCAAAUGGUAGGCAUGAUUGGACGGUGAAAUUACCCGAUUUUCUACAAGAAGCAGGUUUCCAGGAUGCAAAGAUUCAAUAUUUUGGGGAUGAAGACCGUUUGGCCAGAGCUUUCAAUGAACAACAUCUCCUGACAAUGGAUGAAUUUGCGUCAAGUCUAGUGAGAAUGGGGAAGGUAGAUGCUUCGAAAAAGUGGUAUCAGCUUAUUCAGCAGGGCUAUGAAGAGUCUACGAAAGGCGCAGCGUUAUGUAUCCCUAGAAUUGUGUGUACUGCGAGGAAGCCCUGA
This is a messenger RNA of Botrytis deweyae, 834 nucleotides long. RefSeq lists its product as uncharacterized. Bases 1 to 834 code for a protein of 277 amino acids. The transcript has 2 exons. The record is from RefSeq and is a predicted model, not a curated record. Lineage: Eukaryota; Fungi; Ascomycota; Leotiomycetes; Helotiales; Sclerotiniaceae.